This is a messenger RNA of Cantharellus anzutake, 628 nucleotides long. RefSeq lists its product as uncharacterized. Lineage: Eukaryota; Fungi; Basidiomycota; Agaricomycetes; Cantharellales; Hydnaceae. The transcript is spliced from 5 exons. The record is from RefSeq and is a predicted model, not a curated record. The coding region runs from base 182 to 511 and encodes 109 amino acids.
UUUCAUUACACACGUGUACGACAGGCCGACUUAGCCCGUGAUCGGCCUUUUACCUUGUGGCGUCAACUCGUCUUGUGCCAACCUUACGUUCAUCGCGGAUUAUCAUCAGCCCCGAAUAACGAACCAUCCACCAAAUUGCCCUCUCGACGAGCGAUCCGCCGUCGGCUUGCCCUAGAUAACGAUGGGCGACGACCCGCGUUCCUUUGAACACGAACAAUAUCCAAAUAAUCCUCAGGAAUAUCCUACGAAUUCGCCAUCACGUCCGUACCCAGAUGUAUACCAGCCUGCUCCGCCCCACCAAUCCAUACCCCACCAUUCAUCGGCGCCAGCUGGAAACCAACAACAGCAACAUCGUCCAUUGGCACAAAAUGCACAGCAACAAUCUCAGGUCGUUCACCAGCAAUCAGACCACCAAUCCCUCCACACUAUGGUCCCGAAUAUCCAAUGCACACUAAUAAUGUCCCCGGCUAUGAGGCGGCCCAAUCAGGUCAGUCGUACGACGUUCAGGUGACUGUCAACCAGUAUAGCGCGUACGAUGCCCAUUAUACUACUGGCUCUUCCUCGUCUCGUGAUAGCAGCGCGAGCACUGGAACCUCAUCACCUGUGACCCCUAAUUCUGCCCAUUCUA